Molecule: messenger RNA, 1026 nt
Organism: Diabrotica virgifera virgifera (western corn rootworm)
Lineage: Eukaryota; Metazoa; Arthropoda; Insecta; Coleoptera; Chrysomelidae
Exons: 2
Coding region: 1-1026 (341 amino acids)
Source: RefSeq, a predicted model, not a curated record
AUGCCUUUUGAUAAGAGGAACAGUACUACAGAUGGAAAUAAGAAAGACGAUUCGAGAGUGGAGCAGAAAAACCCAAGAAAAAGCAGGAGAAAGAAAAGACCCUUAAGUAAAAAACCCACCCCCAAAACUGAUGCACUGCUAGGACCUUCUAGUAAACCACCCAGUCAAAACCCAUUAAAAAUAAAACUAGUAGCAGUGAAGAAGGCUACUGUCAGCGCUGUAUCUUCAAGUCUAACGAAAUUAGGAAUAAAGAAGGAGCAAAGGCCAUCACCACAUUCUCCCCCAUCAACUCCUAGCUCAGCGCUGAGGAACUACUCCAUGAACCCCAGUCCAGCAAGUAGCCGAUCUAGCUCAAGAGGUCGCCGAUCGUCCAGCAGGAGAUCUUCUAGCAGGGGAUCGACCAAACCCCCAACCCCUCGUUCAGAAAAGUUUUCUGAAAGCAGCUCUAGCCACCGGUCAAGGAAAGAGUCAUAUUCCUCAUCAUACUCCAACAGUGGAAGGGGAAGUAUUCAGAAAAUAGACAUUAAAGGUAAAAGCUUAAAAUCAAAGACAAUAAAGAAAAUGUCUAGAAGUGCUAUGCAACGAGAGAGCAAAGAUUCUAAAUCAAAGGAGUCAACAGGUAAAAGUGAACUAGAAAAUGAGAGAUCGGCAGGUGAAACGAAGGUGUCAACCAAAGACACUUUAGAAGAUUUGGGAUCAAGUGACGAAAACAUUACAGAAACUGGUACAAAAGAUGACAGUAUAAAAUUACUAUCCACUAAAGCUGGAAAGAAACCUGUAAGCACCAAAAGUAUGACUCACUUAAACACAAAUCCUGAAGGUACAGAAUUCUGUUCGACGUUGAAAUCUACUAUAAGAUAUCUGAGUACCAAAAGCCUUACUAGAAUCAAUACAGAAAAUGAAGAUAUAGAUUUGUUACCGAUACAAAGGAAAACAGAUUCUGAAAGUGAUGAUAGUGAUAGUGAAGAAAAGGGGAAAUUAUUACCAAGUUCUUCGAACAAAAGCAACGAAGACACCAACCUAUAG